GGGAUAUUGAACCAGCGCAACUUUCCAAAUUUGGCGUUGCUUUGGUUUACCAAGCUUAUUAUUUUUAUAUCGAUUUUUAGAUGAGUAGUGUAUAGUUUGCUCGAUACUAUGGAUUUAGACGUAGGCCUUGUUUCACCGGAUAUACAAAUGGGAGAAGUUUAUGAAGUUUUGAGAUCUUCUGGCCAAUACUAUCCUGCAACUAUAAUCGAAAGCCGUAUAAAUGGUGCUGGAAAUAAAGAAUAUUAUGUACAUUAUUGUAAUCAGGAUCGCAGACUUGAUGAAUGGGUGACAGAGGAACGAAUUAAUUAUUCUGCAAAGCUAAAAUCUUCUGAAUCUAUUGAUUAUUUGUCAAAUUCUAUUGGAAAUGAUAUUAGAUUUACCAGGAAUCAAAAACGCAAGUUAAAAGAAACGACUAAAGUUCAUCAGGAAAGUGAUUCUUUGGAUUCAACUACACAAAAAUUAGAACUUGAACAUCAAGAGUUCACUCGUGUUAAAUUCAUUGAUCAAAUACAAUUUGGCAAAUAUGAAAUUGAUACAUGGUAUUUCUCCCCAUAUCCAGAAGAGUGUAGACAAGUGAAAAAAUUAUGGAUAUGUGAAUAUUGUUUAAAAUAUAUGAAAUAUUGUGAAACAUGGUUAAAACAUGUCCAGUAUAAUUGUAAAAUGAAACAACCACCUGGUAAAGAAAUUUAUAAUCACGGGAAUCUUUGCGUUUAUGAAUUGGAUGGAAAUGUACAAAAGCUUUAUUGUCAAAAUUUAUGCCUAUUGGCCAAGUUAUUUUUGGAUCAUAAAACAUUAUACUAUGAUGUCUCACCAUUUGUAUUUUAUGUCCUCUGUGAAACUGACAAUGAAGGCGUACAUCUUGUCGGCUACUUUUCUAAGGAAAAAGUAUCAGCCGAUAAUUAUAAUCUUGCGUGUAUUUUAACAUUGCCACCGUUUCAAAGACGAGGUUAUGGGCAUUUUUUAAUCAGUCUUAGUUAUGAAUUAGCAAAGAUUGAACAAGUUGUCGGUACACCAGAGAAACCAUUAUCCGAUUUAGGUCGUCUGAGUUAUCGUAGUUAUUGGGAGAAGGUUAUCUUGAAUUAUUUUCUAGAGCAUUCAGAUUGUACUAUGAAUGAAAUAAGUACAAAUACCUGUAUUGCUAUUGAUGAUAUAAUUUGGACAUUACAAAAUCAUCCGGUGAUUACAAACUGGCAAUAUGGUCAGCAUAUACACAUACAACGUGAUAUUGUCCAACAAUAUCUUGACCAGUUGAAUGAACAACACUCAGCUAAAUUGCAUUUUCAUACAGAUGGUAGUAAACAUCGAAAAGUUAAUAAAAAUUCUUAUCUUCUUGAUAUUAGUCAUUUGAAAUGGGAACCACCAGUAAAAAGAAAUAACAAUAAUAAUAAUACUAAAGAAGUUAAGUGUAAUUGAAUGAGUAGCACAGUUGUUACUUGCAUUUGCUUCUUCUUCAGAGAGAGACAGAAAGCCAUUAUCUUCUCAGUAUAUUAUUGUUUUUACACAUAAAUUAAUAACAUCAUUGAGUUUUCUUUUUUUUUCAAAAAAAACCCCCACUUUUUUAUGUUAUCUAUUUUGAUACAUGAUGAUUCCUUGUUGAUUAUUUAUUUCUCAUUUAAUAUACUACUUAUUUCUAUUUUUAUUAAGAUUUUCCUGGUGUUUGUGUAUGUG
Molecule: messenger RNA, 1668 nt
Organism: Trichobilharzia szidati
Lineage: Eukaryota; Metazoa; Platyhelminthes; Trematoda; Strigeidida; Schistosomatidae
Source: the annotation of a GenBank genome assembly